ACUGGCAUCAAUAUGAUGACAUAAUUUGCAUGAAGCCUCCUGGGACCUUCCAGAAAUUUCAGAACCUCUUCACUAAUAAGAUGAAGAAGGAGCUGGUGAAGGAGAAGAAAUUAGCAGCUGCAAUCAUGCUGGGCCGCAUCUUUAGCAACCUCCAGACCUGGAACCUCGUCAACCUGCAGAACUUCUUCACCCAGUUCCGGCAGUUUUAUUAUGUUGUCCAAGAGCCUAUGAUUUACGAAGGGAAAGCACAGCCCUGGUACAGCCUGGGCCUCGGAGAGGAAGAGGUGAAGGAACACCUAUGGGAGUGUUUGAAAAAGCAGAUUGAACCGUUUCUGGAAGGAAAGACUGGGGAUGCCCUGCCUGAAGGCUGGCCUGUGAGGAGCAGACUGAGGAUGGGCCUGGUCCUCCUUUUCCUGGUGGAAAAUGCCAGACUCUGCUUGUCGGAUGGUGACUUGACCUUACUAUGCUCCAUCCUCUACCCUAGCACCUGUUCUCCAGAUGUUCUACACAGUGAACUCCACCACAUCCUGGGCACAUCUGAGAGAUGGCAAGAGUACUUGGUCAACCUGUGCCAAAGGUACAUAAAUGCAAGAGUUGUCAACUGGCUGGGCAUCCUCCCUGUCCUGCACUACUGUAUGCAGCUGGUUCCUCCAAGAAAGGACUUUGUGAGCCAGCCUGAGGACAUCUGGGAUGCCCUCAAGGGAAUCCCCUUCUCUCAGUUUCAGGAAAAAUGGCUAAAUAA
Molecule: messenger RNA, 742 nt
Organism: Urocitellus parryii (Arctic ground squirrel)
Lineage: Eukaryota; Metazoa; Chordata; Mammalia; Rodentia; Sciuridae
Source: RefSeq, a predicted model, not a curated record